UUCGUCUUGUCUAAGUUCAAUGAAGUUGAGAAUUUUUCUGCUUCGCGCACUUUCGUUCCGCAUGCGCCUCGUUGCACCAGAAGCGGAAGUGCGAAUGUUUACAUCGGACAGGUGCCCGUACCAUUUCGGAAACAACAAAAAAUGGGAGUUACUGUCCAACAAAUUACUCCUGGAAAUGGUCAAACAUACCCAAAGAAAGGUCAGGUGGUGGUUGUUCAUUACACAGGGACAUUAGAAAAUGGUCAAACAUUUGACUCAUCAAGAGAGCGGGGACAGCCAUUCAAGUUCAGGAUUGGUCAUCAAGAAGUCAUCAAAGGCUGGGAUGAAGGCGUAGCCAAAAUGAGUAUCGGAGAGCGUGCCAUAUUAACCUGUAGUCCAGAUUAUGGAUACGGAGCCAUCGGUUAUCCAGGAGUUAUCCCUCCCAAUGCAAAGCUGAUAUUUGAUGUAGAGCUGCUUAGUUUGGAGUGAAUGUGUCAGAGGCAAACUAUACAACUAUAUUAUCUAAUUUAUUAAAACCUCUCCUAUACAAAGAAAGGAAAAAUUAUAUUCAACAAAGGAGGAAAUAGAAGAUUUGUCAGACAUGUUUCCAGUGUGUGCAUAUCUGAGUAUUUUGAUUCUGUGUUCAUUAAGAAAUAUUUCUUAUGUUUACGAGAGUUACAGCAUUGUACAUGUCUGUGCUUUAUAAUAUAAUAAUGUUGUUUAUGUCUUUGGUGAGCAGUAGUGAUUAUAUGAUGAAUUUUAUUGCACAGACAUAGGCUAUUUUAGUUUUAAUGUUUUAUGCAUGUGUUAGCAGGAUCAGAUGGUAAGAUAAAAGUAUUGAAAUGUGAUCAGAUGGUAAGAUAGAAGUAUUGAAAUGUGAUCAGAUGAUAAGAUAGAAGUAUUGAAAUGUAUGUUUCCUUGCCAGAACCGUAUCCAUUCUCUACUUUUGUGCUCUAAACACUUCUCAAAACUCAUGAAAGUUUGUAAUCAUGAAACUGUAUUUAUAGACAUAUGAACCAUAUGCAUAAUUAUGUGAAACUUUUGCGAAGUUAAUGAAAAUUUAUAUUUACAAACCUGUUUUGACACUAAAACAAUUAAGGUUUGUUAUUACAAAAUAUAUUUGUAUGCAGAGUUUUUGAAGACUGCCAGUCCAAAGAUUUUUUCCACCAAAAAUUUCUUCAGACUAGCAGAGAGUGACUGCACAUUUCAUUGUCUUUACUUUUGAAAUUAUCAAAAUGUCCAGCAUGCCAGACUAAGAUUUCAAGAACUCAGCUGUUUGCUUGUUUAGGAAUGGAUAGUAUGUGUGCUAGAUGGGUCAAAUUUUCUAUGGUGUAUUGUUUGAAGACCAUGUGUAAAAGGAAACUCCAAAAUCAAAUUUAAUAAUUUUUUUGGAGAAAUGAAAAUACUUUUUACAUUUAUUUACCUUUUUGUAGAAUUUUCAUGUAUUUUGCAUUGUUUAGUUAUUUAUAGACAUCAUAUUGUAAUGGGUUGUAUGAAUAUGAACAGACCAUGUUCUAAAAUAAGGGUCAGUUAAAUGUAUUGAUUAAAAACAUUGUGCUGUUAGAAUUUGUCAUAUAUGCUAAAACUGACAAAAUACGACUAGAAAAUGGGAUAAGAAUAGAACAGAGAUACCCAUUUUUGAAUUUAUAUAUUGUAUGUGCAAUCAAGAGAACAUUGCAACGUUUUGCUCUAUGUGUAUAUUGAAAUGAUUUCAGUGAUAAUAUAUUAUAGCAUUGUAAAUAUUGCCGCAAUAACCACCCUUACCCAUUUCCACAAUAUAUAUAUAUAUAUAUACACACACACACACACACACACACACACAAAUGUAAAUUUAAUAAAUGCAUCCUUUCCCCCCGAUCUUUUGGGCACAAAGGGCACUUAAUUAGUGUAUCUAAAAUAUUUUCUUCAUAACAGAAACUCCAUAUUUCUCCUAGCAUGCACCACAAACACAUCAGACGAUGAAAAGGGGUAGUUUUACUUGUGUAUAAAACGUGUCAGAUAUACAUAAACAUGAAGUGCUAGAAACUCGAUAUAUAGUACUAUAUUACCAUGUUUAUUUGAUGCCAAGAGUUAAAUCAUAUCACGUUGACAGGCAUGGACCUUCAGAUCAAAUGAGACUUGACGGUGAAGGUUUGAUCUGAUGAUCCAUGCCUGUCAAUGAGAUGUAAUUUGACUUUUUAGUUACUGGAUUCAUCAAUUUAGUAUGUAACCAGCUUUUACAUUAGAAUCUUUUAAAUGUUUUUAGUGAAAAGACAUGUUUGAAUAGAAAGACAAAAAAUGUUUUGUAUAUGAAAUUAUUUUUUGAGUGAGAAAUGUCAGUGACACAGAUGAUUGAUUUCAACACAAAUGUGAAAGAAAUGCAUUGUGAUGUCAUCGAUUACCAGAGUAUUGUAAUUCAGAAGUGAACAGGAAAAUGAUGACCGAUAUAUGUUCAAGAUAAAUACUGACUGUUAUACUAUAAAAUCAAAGCUUUUGAUUACUGAGAAACUUCUGUACAAUGGAGCAGAUGCCGGUGUUAUUAUGAACAUGGGAAUUAGCUUCAGUUAGUAUCAAUAUCUGGGAAUUAGCUUCAGUUAGUAUCAAUAUCUGGGAAUUAGCUUCAGUUAGUAUCAAUAUCUUCAGUUGCUGCUAACCAGGAUAGAGAGGGUUAUAUAGACAGAGUACCAGUACGUAGAGGGAAAUUAUAUUUGACCUGAAACUGAACACAAAUUCCAUUUUUAUCUUAUUUUGGUGUGCAUAUGCCAAUCUUUGAAACAGAUGAUAUACACAUAAGUUGGAGAGUGCUAUUAAUUGUAUGAUAGUACUGCUAUUACAUGUAUGUACUUUGUAUAUAUUAAGAUAGGGCAAAUGAUCUGUUAAUGGAUGAAAUGCACAUAAUGUGAUUAUGAAUAAUUUGAUCUGGGGCUUUAAGUAUUUAUUGUAAUCUCAUGAAUGAGAUUUAGCAUAGUCUGUCUGUCCAUGCAUUUUUAUUUUUAUUUUUUUUUGCCUGGAAAAUUAUCUUGUGUACAUGAUUUUUUUAAGACUGAUUUUUAAUUUUUUUUAAAGAUAGUUUUAGAUUUUGUAUUUAUUUUAUUUUUUUCAAAUCAUAACUUUGUAAUACAGAGACUGUAAAAGUCCAUGAUUUAACAAGGAUUGCUUAUGACCAGGGUUUAUCAUCAUUCUUAAAGCCAGGUCAAGGUCACAGGGCAUGGCUUGUUCAGACCAUAACAAGAAUUGUACAGAUGUAGAAUUAGCUCAUACUGAACACAAUUUUUACCUACGACAGCAGGUAAACAUGUCAUGAUCCUCCACUAUGGCCAUUACAGAGGUUGAAUGUGUUGUCAAAUUGCUGAGUUUUUAAAUGCUCAUGAUUAACACUGAAGGUGUUUUAUAUUACUAGUUCAAGUGGAAAAGUUCCAAGUCUGAGAAAGAUUGAAGUUGUAUUUCUGUCUGUACCCACACUUUGUAAUGCGGGAAUUGUCGAAGUUUGAUAGAAUAUAUCAUUUUACAGAUGAAGAUUGGGGGUCAUUUAGAAAAGGUCAAAGUGUGGAGAUUAAGUAUGCAUUCCCCAAUUUGAGUAUUCUUCGUCAAAGGUAUAAAUCUUUAUAAAACACAGCUUUGUUUUGUAUGAGUCUUAUGUACAUGCUUAUGUAAUUAAUUUCAAUUAUCCACUGAGAGUGGAAAUGACAUUGAAUUAUAUGCCUGCCUCUACCAGUGCAUCAGUUGUAUUUCUUUUGUGCUUUGAUUCAACAUCAAGCAUAUAUUUUUUCACUGUUAAGAGGAAAAACCUACAACCUAAACCUUAUUUUUGUUUGGUUUUUUAAAAAAUCAUUUUUUAGUAAAUGCACCUUUUACCAAAUUUCACAGCACCUGAUGUGCUCAGAAAGUUGAAUAUGGUAUUAUUUUGUUUGAGCAUGGUAAUUUAAAGAAAUGUUUAGAUGAAUAUCUACACAAGUUUCAGAAAAUCAGUGUAACUGUCCUUUGCGAUGGUUGAAGUAGUUUUGACUUCUGAGGUUUUUCUGUAUCCUUUUUUUUAUUUGCAGACAAUUUUGUAACAUUUUUACAAGAUGUUAUCAACAUUGUGUCUAAUAUUGCAUUUUGUUAAGUUUUAUUUGAAUAAAUGAAUGUAAGUAUUAA
Molecule: messenger RNA, 4095 nt
Organism: Ostrea edulis (European flat oyster)
Lineage: Eukaryota; Metazoa; Mollusca; Bivalvia; Ostreida; Ostreidae
Product: peptidyl-prolyl cis-trans isomerase FKBP1B-like
Exons: 5
Molecular function (GO): peptidyl-prolyl cis-trans isomerase activity
Source: RefSeq, a predicted model, not a curated record